AUGUGGCCCACGCUGCUGCUGCUGGUGGCCCUGGGUGUGCUGGCCCUGGGGCGGGUGGCCCACAAGCUGCUGGCCCCGUCCGGCAACCCCUUUGCUGGGCCACCCCUGGAGCCCCCCCGGCCGCUGGUGACGGACCAACGUGCCCGGGACAGGGUGCUGAAGCGGGUGCCCAGUGGUUGCCAUGGGCAGUGGUUAAUCCCACACCUGUGCCCAGGGUUCAGGCCCCAGCGGGUGCCAGAGCAGCUGGACGCCGUGGUCAUCGGCAGUGGCGUGGGGGGGCUGGCAGUGGCCGCCACCCUGGCCAAGGCGGGCCGGCGGGUGCUGGUGCUGGAGCAGCAUGACAAGGCCGGCGGGUGCUGCCACACCUUCCAGCAGCACGGCAUCGAGUUUGACGUCGGCAUCCACUACGUGGGGCAGCUGCACGAGGGCAGCCUCCUGCGUGUGGCACUGGACCAGCUGACGGACGGGCAGCUCUGCUGGCAGCGCCUGCCCGACCCCUACGACGAGGUGACCCUGGGACCCCGGCGCUACCAGCUGCGCGCCGGCAAGGUGGCCUUUGUCACCGCGCUGGAGGAGCAGUUCCCUGCGGAGAAGGCGGCCAUCAGGGAGUUCAUGAAGAUUUCCAAGGUGGCCUCGCGGCAUGUGGCACUGCUGGCCGUGCUGAAGCUGGUCCCACGCUGGGUGACCACCCUCCUGCUCCGCUCUGGCCUCCUGUCCCUUCUGUCCCCUGUGUUCCGCCUGGCCACCACCAGCCACAGCCAGGCUGUGGCCCAGCUCACCUCUGACCCCGACCUGCGUGCCCUGCUCGGCUACCUCUUCUAUGGAACGGCCCCGCGGGACUCCAGCUUCCUGGUCAACGUGCUGAUGGUUCACCACUACCAGCGGGGGGCCUGGUACCCGCGGGGGGGGGCCAGCGAGAUCGCCUUCCACGCCGUGCCCGUCAUCGAGCGCGCGGGGGGGGCCGUGCUGGUGCGCGCCCCCGUCACGCGCGUCCUCGUCAGCCCCGCCGGCACCGCCCUGGGGGUGGCGGUGCAGGUGGGGUCCAGCAAGGAGGAGCUGGAGAUCCGCGUGCCCCUUGUCAUCUCCGAUGCUGGAAUCUUCAACACCUUCGGCAAACUGCUGCCCCCCCGGAUCCGCAGCCACCCCGGUGUCCAAUCCCGCCUGGCCAUGGUGCGGCCGAGCAUGGGCUCCUUCCUGGUGUUCGUGGGGCUGCGGGGCAGCGCAGCUGAGCUGGGCCUGCCCCCCACCAACUUCUGGAUCUACCCCCACAACGACCUGGACACUAUGAUGACCCGCUACGCUGCCCUGAGCCGUGACGACGUCCCUGAAAACCUGGCCAUGAUGUUCAUCACCUUCCCCGCUGCCAAGGACCCCACCUACGAGCAGCGGCACCCAGGCCGGUCGUGCAUGACCAUCCUGACCAUGGCACGGUACGAGUGGUUUGAGGAGUGGGCCGGGAGCCUCCCCAGGCACCGCAGCCCCGACUACCAGCAGUACAAGAUGUCCAUCGCCCAGCAGCUGCUGGAGAGGGCCCUGCUCCGCUUUCCACACCUGAGGGACAAGGUGGAGUUCGUGGAGGCGGCAUCACCACUCACCAACCAGCACUACCUGGCAGCCCCGCACGGGGCGAUGUAUGGCGCCGAGCACGACCUGGGCCGCUUCUGCCCCGCCGUGAUGGCCACCCUGAGAGCCGACACCCCCGUGAGGAACCUCUACCUGACAGGGCAGGACGUGUUCUCCUGCGGGCUGGCAGGGGCUGUGCACGGGGGGCUGCUCUGCGCUUCGGCUGUCCUGGGCCGCCUGCUCUACCUGGACCUGCUGCUCCUCAAGAGGAAGAUCAAGCGGCGCCAGGACCGGCACACGGCGUGAGGGGGACACCGGCCAUGAGGACACCGGGUGUGGGGACACCUGUCCUAGGGAAUGGCUUUGGGCUGGGAGUUUGCUCCCAGCUCAGUAAACCCUGAUGUCCCACUGGCCUCUGCCUGUCUCUGGGAAUGAGGAUAGAAUAGGGGUGGGGAUGGAGAUAGGAUGGGGAUGGAAAAGG
Messenger RNA from Chiroxiphia lanceolata (lance-tailed manakin), 2044 nucleotides. Its product is annotated as all-trans-retinol 13,14-reductase-like. Bases 1 to 1869 code for a protein of 622 amino acids. NCBI's taxonomy places the organism in Eukaryota, Metazoa, Chordata, Aves, Passeriformes, Pipridae. The record is from RefSeq and is a predicted model, not a curated record. The transcript has 11 exons.